This is a messenger RNA of Colletotrichum graminicola M1.001, 2688 nucleotides long. RefSeq lists its product as uncharacterized. The record is from RefSeq and is a predicted model, not a curated record. The transcript has 6 exons. NCBI's taxonomy places the organism in Eukaryota, Fungi, Ascomycota, Sordariomycetes, Glomerellales, Glomerellaceae. Bases 1 to 2688 code for a protein of 895 amino acids.
AUGGAUUACGCAAACGUUUUGGGGGCUGUCAAGACCGAGCCCGAUGAGAACUCUGGACCCCUACCUCGUCUGGUCUUCUCCCACCUCAGCAAGAUGAGGCGUGUCAAGGACCCUGAGAUCUGGGAGCAGUUUACACUGCGUCUUCUUCCGAUUCUCGAUGACCUUGAGUCGGUCUGCGAAAAGAUCGCCUCCUCUCGAAAGCUCCAGCCUGCACUACUAGUCACCGCAAACAACUGGAUGCAACAGAUUCAUGGCAUCCGUGCAGAAGCUGAGCGUAGAAGGGAAACACGUGUCGGCGUUGUUGGCAAUACUGGCGAUGGAAAAAGCUCGACAAUUAACGCUAUUUUGAACGAAGAGAACCUCCUACCCACAAACUGCAUGCGCGCCUGCACAGCUGUCGCCACCGAGGUGUCAUACAAUCAUGACGACGACGUGAAGAACCCAUACCGAGCCGAGAUAGUGUUCGUCUCCCGUAACGAAUGGGUGCGCGAAGUUAGCAUUCUUCUCAGAGACCUUACCACGGUCGACGACAUGACAGCGGAUGGCAUGGAUCCAAGCAGUGAAGCAGCCAAAGCGCUAGCAAAGAUUCAAGCAGUUUAUCCAUCGUUGAAUUGCGAGAUGCUGGCCUCGACUACUUCUUCUCAACUUGCGGACCACCCAAACGUGCAGCAGGUUUUGGGCACGACCAAGACGAUCAAGGCCCCGACUGCAUCCGAAAUGCGAGAACAUGUUGAGCCCUUCAUAGACUCCAUGGACAAGGAUGAUGAUACCCCAGCUCAUUGGCCUCUAGUGAAAGUUGUCAGGAUCUUCACGAAGGCCCAGGUUCUGUCCAACGGCCUUACAAUUGUUGAUCUGCCUGGUCAUCAAGAUUGGGAUGCAGCCCGAGCGGCCGUUGCUUCCCAGUAUCUCAAAGCUUGCUCGGGCAUUUGGAUUGUGGCUCCCAUUAACAGAGCUGUCGAUAACAAAACCGCCAAAGACCUAAUGGGUGACUCGAUCAAGCGCCAGAUCAAACUUGAUGGUUCAUACUCGGCUCUGACUAUCAUUUGCUCAAAGACGGACGACAUUAACAUCAACUCUGCCGUGGAAAGCUUGAGGGGCAAGCUUGACAAAGACACCAUGCAAACAUGGGAUGAUGCCAAGAAAUGUGAGAAACAGAUCAAGGCCCUGGAGAAGGAACUUGCAACACGUCGGAACCGCCGCGGUGCACUUCAAGGACCUGAUUCUCACGGUGGCGAAACCCCGCAGGCGAAGAGAGCAAGGACAGUCCCUCCCACUCGGCCUAUUGCCGCUGAUGGAGUCACAGAAGUCGCCAAUGAGAACGACCAAAAUAUAACAGGUGUCUCGGAGACUGAUGAGAAGGAGCAGGAACUCUACGAGCUGAAACUCAAGAAGAAAGAUCUGGUGGACGAGGUUGUGCCACAGUGCAUCCAGAAACGGAACGAGCUUUCUAGAGAGGCUAUCAGGCGACAUCUUGCCAAAAGCUUUAAAGACCUUGAUCGCAACGAUGCAGCCCUUGAGCCGGAUGAUGCGACGCCGCGUGAUUACGAGGAUAUGUCUCGCCAGACGCCGGUCUUCUGUACCAGCAGUAAACUUUAUCAGGAAAUGCAUGGCAUUGUCCUGAGUUAUGGUGAUGCAACGCCCGGCUAUGAGACCGAGGAGGAUACAGAGAUUCCCCAGCUUCAAGCUCAUGCUCAGAAAAUGACCGAGGAGCUCCGCAUCACCAAGCACAAAGAAGUGCUUAGCGGGAUCUGUCAACUUCUCAAUUCGAUUGUCAUCUGGGCUCAAGAUUCUGCAAGCUCUGCCAUAACCAUCGAUCAAGCAACUCUGACGACUUUGUUGCAGACGUUUGAAGCGGAACUCCAGGGGGAUAUUGAAAACUGUAUGGACCAGCUCCAUUCGAAAACACAGACCGAUCUCUAUGCGGAAAUGACUCGCCUGAGCAGCAUCGCCACCGUCCGAGCAGACAUCAUCGCCAAAAAGUGGCAAAGUAUAAAUUAUAAUUCUUUUCGAGCCACGUGCCGUCGGCGUGGAGUGUUCGAUGAUCGGGACUUGAACGAGGAGCUCUUACAGCCUAUCAAGGGCAGAAUCUCUGUGACUUGGAACAACUUCUUCCAGUUCAGCAUCCCUCAUGUGCUGGACAACUUCGCGAUCAAGGCUGUCCAGCGAUUGGCUUCGUUCCACGAUAACAUCGUGAAACAGCUCGGCAGUCACGAGUACGAGGAGCUGCAGGCCGCUGCGCAGCUUGAUCAACAGCUGAAGAUCCACAAAGACCGAAUCAUGCGGCUUACAGCACAGGGCCGAGUAAAUAUUGACCAAGCCCAGAAGGAUGCAAACCGGUUGUUGAACCCGGCCGUCGAGGAUGCUAUGGCUCCCGGUUACCUGAAAUGUGCUAGUGAAAGCGGACCAGGCAUAACCAAGCGAAUGGCAACUGCGAUCCAGAACCACGUGUGCAAGAGCAAGGUCGCCAUGUUUGGCAAAGCAGUUGGGGACGUUAAGCAUCGCCUUAAAGAGGGAACAAAGUUGGUCGAUGAGCACAUGACGGCCCAGAUUGAGGCCAUAGUCAUGACGAUGAAGGGUGAUUACAUGCUUGCAUUGGCAGAGAGACAGAAGUCGGUUCAGCGCCUGGAGUCUUCGUUCAGGAAAAGUAUGAUGAAGGUCUUGAAGGCGGCGCAGGUUCAGUUCGCAUGA